CACCGUGGGAAUUCACUUUCCGCGUGUUCCCCUUCAUAAACAAGGCUACCCCAAGGCUAUGGGAAGAGACCGUGCACAUGCUUCUACUGGGCAGAGACGGCAAAAACGUCGCCAUGAUCCUCAACAUCAAGUGGAAGAGGACUCCCCUCCGAGUCCUCCUCCAAGGGAACUUCACCCUAACCAUCGCCCCGGCAAGGAACCUGCCGGCAGCAGCCAAGCCUCAUCUCGUGCAGCUCGUCAGGCCCCUUACAUGAUGCCAAGCAUGGCUGUGCCUCCUCCUUCUCAAGCAAAUCCAUCAAGACGAGGAAUUGCUUGGGAAAUCUGCCCUCGCACACCUCCACGUCUUCAAAUCGAAUAUCAAGAAGAUCAACGUCAAUAUCCUAGGUGCCCGAAGCUUACCCGUCCUCAAAUUCUGCCCGAGUUUACUGUUUCCAUGGGAAGAAACAACUUCAAGCAAAUAGUGGCACUCACCAAUGCACGCAAGGAGGACGUGUACAAGUAUGAGAAGGCAGAAAACUUGGAAAGGAGAUUUUGGUGUCAGUUGCAUCAAGAUUUCUACUCCUCUGUCAUCAUGCACAAGGGCAAGGCCCCAAUUGUCUCUUGCAAGUAUGUUGAUUGGGCAUAUUUUGAGAAGCUCAACGAUCCAUUCUUCAAUCAAGCCAUUGCAAAGUACAAGGAAUUCGGACUCUAUGACAUCAUGGGGUUUAGGUACGAUUGGAAUGAGGAGAUACUUGCUCAAUUUCACUCCUCUCUAUUUUAUGAGCAAGGCAAAUUGCCUUCUUUUGGACCACCGAGGGGGUGAAGUAUGGGGUAGAUUAUAUGACCUUCUCUAGACUUCUUGGACUUGGCUUAGAGGAUGAGAAGAGAGAUCCAAUUCAUGUGGAAAAUCAAUUGAAGCCAAAUCAGCUACCGGCCCUCUUCUACAAUCCGAUUCUAGCGGAAGCCGGUAAUGCAAGCACCCUCAACCUUUCUACUAUACAAUGAAUCAGUUCUUUCAUGCCACCAUUGAUGCCAAGGAUUGAUGCAAUUUAGAGAGAAAGAGCAGUGCGAACUAAAAAAAAAGAUAAUCGGGAGAUGAAAAAGAUACAUAGACAUCUAAAGUAAAGGGAUGUAUAUAUUAUUCCUAUAUAUAUCAUCUAUCUAUGAAAAAAGUAAACAGAGUUCGUUUUUGGGUUCCCCGAAGCCCCGAAUGGAUUGGAUCGUUUCUGCUUCUGCCAACGAAUGCUACAGCACUAAGAUACUUUGCUUGCAACCUUCUUGCCCGUGUCAUGCUCGGUGGGAGACCCUUCUCCAUUAUGGAUUUUAUUUGGAAUGAGUUAAGGAGGACGAUGAAUGAUCCCUAGAAAUUUCUACCAUCUGCUCCUUAUAUCAUGUACAUGAUCGAGAGGGUUACCAAGGUCACUUUUCCUAAGGACUGCAAGCAUACAGCUCUUCACCUUCGUCCUCGGUCCGGUGAUGCACCGCACGCUCCUCCUCUUCAUGCGGUGCUACAAGGAAUCCGAGAUUUGAUCCCGCUCCAUCUCAUUCUGGUGUAUGUUCUUCCUCUCGCCACCAUCAUCAUGAUUCGUUCCUCAAGCGGGCACUCAAGAGCAUCUUUAGCAUGUGCAAGACCGCAACUCAUGAGAUUAAUGAAAACCACCAUGACAUUAUUAAGAUCAAGGGUCACUUAGGACUUCCAGCGGAUCCCUACCAUGAGUUGCCCGAGUUUGAUGACCCAUUUGCCAAGUGGGAUGCUGCGGAUGAGACCGCCAUUGCUGCUGCUCAUGCUCCACUUCCUCGCCCACGUCGACGCACCCGUGCUCCUACACACUCUCGUCACUCUCCUCCUCAUGGCCAAGAGAUCUUUGAUGAAGAGGAAGAGACCGAGGAAGAAGAACCCCACAACUACCGCGAGAUACCCUACUCGGAUGACGAUGAGGAUACCUCCAAUGAGGACGCCCAAGAUGAUGAUGAGUAGAAGACCUCCUUGCUCUUUUUCAUUCCCUUUUUGGCACUUGAUGACAAAGGGGGAGUGAAAAUGAUCAUUUAUGUACUCAUUUGGGCUUUGUAUCAAACUUAAUGUUGUCUUAUCGUUUCGCUUGAACAAUCUUUGUGUAAGGACUAUGUGGUGUGAGAAAACUUGUAAUGUGUGUUACUCUGUGUUGAUUGUCAGUUUGAAGUUUAUUUUAAGGCUGAAGUGAUAGUGUGACUCUUAUUUAAAUUGUGAUGCAGUGUUAUUUUUUUCGGGGUUCUAUGCUGAUGGUCCGGAUACUCCGGAAAUACUUCCGGAUACUCCGGACACGUGAUCCGGAGUCUCCGGACAUAUACCCGGAGUCUCCGAGUUCUGUUGACAACACAAGUUUUUCUUGAUUGAAUAACAUGACAUGUGCAUUACACACUAUCUCAGCACACACUUGCUCACCCCACUGUAGAGUGUACAAAGAGCUUUCAUAUCUUCUCCUAAUAUGCCAACUUUGACUUUUGAGAAGUCAAUUUGAAAUUCAAAUUCAUGGAAUACAUUAAGGGAGAGCUCUUUACAUUCCUAAGUUUACAUCUUUAUGGUUAUCAAAUGAGAUACAUGUGGGUUGUCAUCAAUCACCAAAAAGGGGGAGAUUGAAAUAUAUAUAGGCCCCUUAGUGGAUUUUGGUGAUAGAUGACAAAGCACAUGUAUAUUUAAUCAUGUUAUUAAGCAUGUGUGCAGGUGCUAAGGGUGACUAAGCAAAGCAUAUAACGAAGCAUGAACCCUCAAAAAGGAUAUGAAAAGCGGUGUUUUC
Molecule: messenger RNA, 2753 nt
Organism: Panicum hallii
Lineage: Eukaryota; Viridiplantae; Streptophyta; Magnoliopsida; Poales; Poaceae
Exons: 2
Coding region: 59-802 (247 amino acids)
Source: RefSeq, a predicted model, not a curated record